UGCAGAGCUGACUUUCAGCCAGCAUGUCUCCGGGCAGGAGGGUGCCCCGUCUGUGCAGCGCUCUGCUCUCCCGCACACUGCCCCCUGCUGGCGGUGCGGCCACUUUCCUCUCCUGCAGGCACCGUCUCCUCCUGCUGCGAACUGUCAAUCACUCAGACUGCCCUGGGGGAGGCAGCAAGGAUGACGGACAGGGGUCUCAGGAGGCAGCACAGGUCCCAGGAUCUGCCAGUGGCAGGCUGCUCAGGAGGGCAUGGGGCAGAUCAUUGUCUCCUCUGGACAGGGUCAGUAGGAUGAUCCAUCCUGAGUUCAUCUCCAAAGAGGUCCAGGAUCUGCAGGGACCAGAACUGUCCAGUCCACAAGGUGAAGGGUUGUUGAAGCAGGUCGAUCCACUCCCAUCUCUAGAAAACAUCUUCCAAGGAGAGCUAGAGGAUGUUAGAGGAGUCUCGGCACCACAAGAGGGGAAAGAGCAGUUCACUCCACCGCAAUCAUCACCUUCUCCUCCACCAAGGGCUUUGCACUUAGAGCCAGAAGAUUUUGGAACUAUGGCACCGCCACAGGUCAAGGAGGCUGCAGAGAAGACUUAUCAACCACAACCCCCAACAUCCCCUCUGUCAUCCACCUCCCUUACUGCCCCAGAAGCAGACAGUGACCUCUCACCUUCUCAGGGUGAACCGUUCAGACCAGGGGAUCUGCUGCUGGCAGAGUACAAGAGAAGACACUACUCCAUGUUCAAGAAGAUGUUCCUCCUAAAACAACAUGGCAAACUCAUCAGCAACUGGGGGGCCAUAUGUUACCAGGACAUAGUGGGAAAGCUGCCGGGACAGACGCUCCAGACUUCCACCGGACACAAGUUCAUGCUGAGAAGACCCUCAAUGGAGGAAUAUGUCCUCUUCAUGAAGAGGGGGCCCACUAUUGCCUAUCCAAAGGACAUCACAGCCAUGAUGAUGGUAAUGGACAUCAGUCCGGGGGAUGUGGUAUUGGAAGCCGGUUCUGGUUCUGGAGCGUUCAGUCUGUUUUUGUCGCGUGCAGUGGGCUCGGACGGCUGCGUGUACAGCUUUGAUGUGCGCGCCGACCACCACAAAGUCUCAAAGCAGAAUUUUUCGACUUGGAGGAAAGCGUGGCAGGUUCGGAGAGGUCGGACGUGGCCGGAUAACGUGCAUUUCAUCAACAAGAGUAUCAUGGACGCUUUGCCUGACAUUGAAUCUGUUGCACUUGAUGCCGUUGUUCUGGACAUGUUAAACCCACAAAUGGCACUGCCAGUGAUCACGGGAAACCUCAAGCAGGGAGCUGUGUGUGCGGUGUACAUAGCCAAUAUCACGCAGGCUGUUGACCUCCUGGAGGGGAUUCGGUGCUGUAAGCUUCCUCUGAUGUGUGAAAAGGUCAUAGAGGUCGGUGUCACGGACUGGCUGGUGGCGCCAUCUGUAAGUAAAGAUGGCAGAAUUUCCAAGAGGGCGGAGCCUCAUACACUGGAACCACUUGAAGAGGAAGAUGGUGAUGAUGAUGAAACAGAUGAGGAUGAUGACCACCCAGAUAGAUCACAGGCAUUUGGACAAGUGCCUUAUAUUGCUCGACCUCGGCCUUGGCAAACAGGACACACAGCUUUUCUUGUGCACCUGAGGAAAUUUAAAGCAGCACCACCAACACAUGAAGACGAUUCCAACUGAUGCUGAGGACCUUUAUUAUGACGUGUACAUAGUUCAUUUAUAUAAUAUGCAGCAUACUGUGACCCAAAUAAAGUUAACACAUUACCCCCCCCCCACUCUUUGGAUUAAAACUUUUAUUACUAUUAUAAAUAUACUGUAACCUUCAUUAUUUCACAUGCAGCCAAAUCUACUCGCUGUGUGAGAACCACUCCAUGGACUUGUCUUGGGAUCUGGAGCUUCCUCUGGUCACAUUUUCUUGAUUAACUGAA
This is a messenger RNA of Nanorana parkeri, 1912 nucleotides long. It is a transcript of the gene TRMT61B, whose product is annotated as tRNA methyltransferase 61B. Gene Ontology annotation, biological process: tRNA methylation. The coding region runs from base 24 to 1664 and encodes 546 amino acids. The record is from RefSeq and is a predicted model, not a curated record. Gene Ontology annotation, cellular component: tRNA (m1A) methyltransferase complex. The transcript has 7 exons. Lineage: Eukaryota; Metazoa; Chordata; Amphibia; Anura; Dicroglossidae.